Entelurus aequoreus (snake pipefish) is the source of this 2098-nucleotide messenger RNA. Its product is annotated as zinc finger protein OZF-like. The record is from RefSeq and is a predicted model, not a curated record. Bases 305 to 1867 code for a protein of 520 amino acids. Gene Ontology annotation, molecular function: DNA-binding transcription factor activity, RNA polymerase II-specific; RNA polymerase II cis-regulatory region sequence-specific DNA binding. Lineage: Eukaryota; Metazoa; Chordata; Actinopteri; Syngnathiformes; Syngnathidae. Gene Ontology annotation, biological process: regulation of transcription by RNA polymerase II. The transcript has 3 exons.
UCUUGUAACGUCAAGCGUGCCAACUGUCGUGAAAGCACAUUGACGCAGAAAUAAGGGAGAAGGACGCUAAUAAGUCAGUGUUAUUAUUUGUUCUUAAGUUUGUAAAAAUGUUUAUCGUAUAAAAUACAUCUUUGAGUCUUUAUUUCAGGAAAAAAAAACGUCUCGGUGAGUGAGAAGCUUCUCGUGGUAGCUAGUUUAGCUAGCUAGCUUAGCUUGUUAGCUGCUAACAAAGAGACGCGGACGUUAUCAACACAUCGCUAAGUAGAGAUCAAAUGUGAGUGUAAAGUGUUGUGAUUGUGUGAACAUGUGCGAAAGAACGAUAGCUAAGUAUGAGGAGGAACUUUGUCCAACAAAAGAGGAGAAGGAGCGACAACAUCAACUACAGGACGCUGUUUUCAAGAAACAUCAAGUUGUGUUACACAGAACAGACGUCCAGCAGCCCCCUCACAUUAAAGAGGAAGAGGAGGAUCCACAGCCCCCCCACAUUAAAGAGGAAGAGGAGGAAGUGUGGAUCACUCAGGAGGGAGAGUGUCUUCUAGGGCAGGAGGAGGAUGAUGUCACCAAGUUUCCACUGACUGUUGUCUCUGUGAAGACUGAAGAGCAUGAAGACAAACCACCUGAGUCCUCACAGCUUCAUCACAGUCCAAACGUCCAGCGGGUGUCAGCGGGGAGUCAUGAAGAGGAGUGGCACACCAGUGUGGGACAGAAGGAGCUACAGGCCCCCUCCCACAUUAAAGAGGAGCAGCUUCAUGAUGAAGAUGAAGCUCAGUCCUUACAGCUUCAUCACAGUCAAAGUGAGGAGAACAGAGGGGCGGAGCUUGUAAGUCAACACAUCACAGAAGCUGAUGGAGAGCAUUGUGAAGAUAUAAAGUCAGAACCAGACAGCAUCUUUGCUCCACUGUCAGACAUGGACCACAUGAUGUCAGACUCUUCUGAUCACAGUGACCACAUCCAAAAACCUUUGGAGAGUAAAAAUGACUCUAAAGGUGAUACGAGACAUCACACUAACAACAAACACUUUGACUGCUCUGAAUGUGGGAAAUCAUUUAGACUGAAGACUAAUCUUACAAGACACAUGAGAACACACACUGGAGAGAAACCUUUUACUUGCUCUGUUUGUAAGAAGAGUUUCUCCAUAAAGCAACACGUGACCAGACACAUGAGAACACACACUGGAGAGAAACCUUUUACUUGCUCUGUUUGUAAGAAGAGUUUCUCCAGAAAGCCUGACAUGACCACACACAUGAGAAUACAUACUGGGGAGAAACCUUUUACUUGCUCUGUUUGUAAGAAGAGUUUCUCCAUAAAGCAACACAUGAUCACACACAUGAGAACACACACUGGAGAGAAACCUUUUACAUGCUCUGUUUGUAAGAAGAGUUUCUCCAGAAAGCUUGCCAUGACCACACACAUGACAACACAUACUGGAGAGAAACCCUUUACUUGCUCUGUUUGUAAGACAAGUUUCUCCAGAAAGCUUGACAUGACCACACACAUGAGAACACACACUGGGGAGAAUCCUUAUGCGUGCUCUGUUUGCAAAAAGAGUUUCUCCAGAAAGCUUGACAUGACCACACACAUAAGAACACAUUCUGGAGAGAAACCUUUUACUUGCUCUGUUUGUAAGAAGAGUUUCUCCAGAAAGCGUAACAUGACCAGACACAUGAGAACACACACUGGAGAGAAACAUUUAUCUUGCUCAGCGUGUGCUAAAAGAUUCAUCACUAAGAAGGGAAGUAUAUUACACAUGAGAACACACACAGGUGAGAAACCGUUUAGUUGCACUGUGUGUGAUAAGAUGUUCAGGUUUAAGAAUCAGGUCAGUAAACACAAGUGUGUAAAAGUCAUGGAGGCUGCAGGGAUGUAAAAACACUUAAACAGUGAUUGUGCUAAAUGUAAUUUAAAAACACAGCAUGUUUAAUAUGAAUGUAUAUUUGAUGUUGUACGUAGUGCUUCUCAUCUUCUAGUCUCAUAUGUUGUCCUGAAAUUACUUUUUAAAUUGUGUGCAUGUAUUGAAUAUUCUAUAUGUAGUUACUAUUUUAUUCUAUUUUCUCAUUGUUAAACGGAGGACAUCUUAUUAUUUUCAUUAGUUUUUUUU